GUGACAACUACAGUUGUGUGUGGUGUAUUUUAUAACAGUCAGCGAUGUGGAGGCCAUCGAGGAUAUUAUCGGACUCUUAUCUAGUUUGUUUUUGUCGGACAUGAAGACUGGGUGCCCUUUUGGAUUUACUUUACGCUGUUAAAUUCUCAUGGAGGCGACGGGACGUUUAUUUUGAAAUGUGAAAAUCAAGCUACUUGCUUGCUGCGACCCCAUGAGUAAGAGGGCUGCUGAUGACUUUAAUUAGCAGACAGAGGCUACCUAAAGUGUGGGAUCUACAAACUCCAAGACAAAGAAAGAAGAGCCCAUGGCGGUCAUUAUCAAGGAACUAAGUUAACACUACCUCUUCAGUUCUGCAGCUCGAAUAAUGUCAAAUCUAAUUUAUAAAGUCAGUGGGCUAAUGUCCUGCCAAGAGCAUGUUUGCCUCAAACAUGUCAGCCCUCUUCAUACAUUUGGAAGACACAAUGAUGGAGAUUGUUUGCAAAGCUGUUGCACAGAAGCCUCCCAGUUUUUAAUCCUGUGGAUAUAAUGUAACACGGCCCUUCAGCAUGACUUAAUAAACAAGCUCUCCCCAACCCUCGAAUGUUCAGGGAUGGAUCUCAUGAACCUUACAACUGUCAUCGACAACGGGUUUUUGGAUGAGGCUCCGUCGAGCCGCAUCCUGACUGGCUGUUUCCUCUCGUUGCUCAUCCUUACCACCUUGCUGGGAAACAUUCUUGUUUGUGCCGCCGUCACCAAGUUUCGACAUCUACGAUCGAAGGUCACCAACUUUUUUGUGAUCUCGCUGGCCGUGUCAGACCUCUUGGUCGCCAUCUUGGUGAUGCCGUGGAAGGCAGUGACGGAGAUCGCCGGGUUCUGGCCAUUUGGCUCUUUUUGUGACACCUGGGUUGCAUUUGACAUCAUGUGCUCCACCGCGUCCAUUUUGAACCUUUGCGUGAUAAGCCUGGACCGCUACUGGGCCAUCUCCAACCCCUUCCGCUAUGAGAGGAAGAUGACACCCAGGAUGGCCUAUGUGAUGAUCAGUGUGGCCUGGACGCUAUCUGUGCUCAUUUCCUUCAUCCCGGUGCAGCUCAACUGGCACAAGGCCCAAACUAAAUCUUACGCCCCUGACACCGAGUCCUCCUCAGACUUCAAUGAUACAUCUUACCACAGCCCAGAGAACUGUGACUCCAGCCUGAACAGAACCUAUGCCAUAUCCACCUCCUUCAUAAGCUUUUACAUCCCCGUGGCCAUCAUGGUGGCCACCUACACCCAGAUAUACCGCAUUGCCCACAGACAAAUCAGGCGGAUCUCUGCCUUGGAGCGAGCGGCCGAAAGUGCCAAGAACAGACAUGACAGCAUGGGUGGAGACUCCAGCAUGUCAGAGUCCGAGAGCUCUUUCAAGAUGACGUUCAAGAGGGAGACCAAAGUGCUGAAGACUCUGUCUGUGAUCAUGGGGGUGUUUGUGUGCUGCUGGCUUCCGUUCUUUAUACUCAAUUGCAUGGUGCCCUUCUGUGAGCAGUCAAGCGGAGGGGAGGCUUUCCCCUGCAUCAGCCCCACCACGUUUGACGUGUUUGUGUGGUUCGGCUGGGCUAAUUCCUCCCUCAACCCCAUCAUCUAUGCCUUCAACGCAGAUUUCCGAAAGGCCUUCUCCAUCCUGCUGGGCUGCCAUAGACUGUAUCCAGGAGGCCACAACAUAGAGACGGUCAGUCUAAACAAGAAAUGACUCAUGACUCUCUCACAGCACUGACUCAUCCUUAAUGCUACGAGUCCUAGCGUUCCUGUGCAGGCCGGUCUGAUGGACUUCAAACGAGGACACUGCCCUUUGUGCUGACUCUGAGUGUGACUGAAGAACACAGCGACCCUACAUGUACCCGUGUCUGCAUUAUGCCAGUGGCCCGUCCAUGUGCCGACGGUCAGAGUGAGCUAGCCGUGCUCACCGUGGUCGCUGCACUAUCUUCAAGGGGGGAGACGCUCCUGAAAGGGGAUUUUGGGGGAUUGAGAUUAAGACUCUUCGCUGUUGUGCCAGGAAGCUGGGAGAGCCCACGCCCCCUGGGAAAGAUAAUCCAGUGACUGGGCAGCACACUCCCUAAUGCUGUCAGACACGGCUCUCUUCAAUACCAUCACACACGUACACAAACACAAACACUGUCAAAACAUGCUCCUCCAAAUUCAGUGUAAAUGCAGCACCCUGCCUGCACUCUACGACAAAUUACAUGACAGCACACGGAAAUACUGUUACUCAUUAAGUUAGCAUCCUGCACUCUGCAAGGAGUCCAGUGGAAAAAGCGUCAAACCAAAUGAGGUUCUAACUAGAUGAGCAUGUAGGUAGAGGGUGACAUGUGACUAAAGAUUACAGCAAGAAUGAAAGCAUCAGAGUUUACAUCCCACUCCAUCCAUUAAUGAUGAGGAGUUGACACUAUUGAUGGAAGUGUUUGAUUUUGAAACUGAUCUCAUUGCUGAUACUGCUUCACACUUUACAUCUUAUCCAAAUCUCUAUAUAACUUUAAACCAAAUGUACUCAACAGACACCUCAUAAAUUAUUUGUUUUACUGCUUGAGAGUGUUUUAUGGAUGUCCCAUAUUACUUUGUGUGCCCUGUAUUUUUCAUUAACAACGGUCCUCCUAAAGGUUUUGCUCGACUUGUGGUGUCCUUGACUUCUAUGCUUACUUAGCAGAUGAUAAAUAAUUGCUAUUAACUGAAUUAUGUUUGGAUAAAUCACUUUCAAUUAGCUCUUCAAAGUGAAUCAUUCAAGGACAUCUAGGUUAAUAAAAAAACAUGGGUGUUGUAUUUAUAGGUUUGGCCAUCAUUCCUAUCAGUUAUGAUGACAGUGUAGUCCCUAAAGUAUUUUCUGACAUAUUUGAACAUUGAUAUUAUCAUUAUACAGCAGCAGCCAGUCUAUCAGACCAGGCUUACA
Messenger RNA from Trematomus bernacchii (emerald rockcod), 2893 nucleotides. RefSeq names its product D(1) dopamine receptor-like. The transcript has 2 exons. Gene Ontology annotation, biological process: adenylate cyclase-activating adrenergic receptor signaling pathway. The record is from RefSeq and is a predicted model, not a curated record. NCBI's taxonomy places the organism in Eukaryota, Metazoa, Chordata, Actinopteri, Perciformes, Nototheniidae. Gene Ontology annotation, cellular component: membrane. Gene Ontology annotation, molecular function: G protein-coupled receptor activity. Bases 590 to 1702 code for a protein of 370 amino acids.